GUGCGCCCCAAACCCUUCCGGUAUGUUUCCCGGCUCGAAGGGAGAGACGUAUGCAGACCUGCGCUUCUUGAUGCCCGGCACUCUUAGACAGCUUUCUUGGCUGACAUGUUGUACUCUUCCGCCACCGAAGAUCGACGGUGGACCCAGCGUGGACACGGCGAGAACUCGCUUGGACCUCACGUGAUGGACAUUUCGUCGUAAGGCAGGCUCGGACAUAAUCCUCUGUCUAGAAACUUGCACUACCCACGGCUCAAAGAGACGAAAAGGCAAGUAAGCAUUUCCCUUGUCGCCACGAAAAUUCCCCAUCUUAUCAAGACGGCGCGUCGGUGAAUCGGAGAUCAUCAGGUCAGCAUGUUUACGCGCUAUCUUCCUGAUGCCGGACAUUCUUUCCUGCUGCGUUCACCCGACACGCUUCAAACCAUUGAAUUGCACUGUCAACUGCGAUGCAGCUGUUUUCCGUUCCACCGAGCCCUCUGAAUAAGAGAGGCCGCUGAAUAGAGAUCCAAUACAACGUCCAUCCCAUCUACACAGCGCCUUCACCCUCACGCAUCACACUAUAAACCAUGUCGUCGCUCAGCAUCUUCACCAUUGGCGGCUCCCGCAACAUCGGGUACUUGUCUUCUAUCCGCUUUCUUGAAAUGGGAGCCACAGUGACUUUCCUUCUGCGCUCCCCAUCUGUCUUCGAUAAGGACGCCACCAUCCAGAAAUACGUCCAGGCGGGUAGCGCUCGGCUGAUCAAAGGAGAUGCGUUGAACGAAGCCGAUACGCGUCGUGCAUGGACCGCAGCCGGCGCCGUCGACGCAGUGGUCUUCACCGUCGGCACCGUCCCCUCCGGUUUCAGCAUCCGCAAAGGCUUCACGAUGAGCGAGCCGAACCUCGUCACCCAAUGCUACCUCAACCUUCUCUGCACGAUGCCCGCGACCAUCCCGCAGCCGAAAAUCAUCUCCCUCUCGUCGACAGGCAUCGGCCCCACGGCGUUCUCUGCGCUGCCCCUCAUCCUCAAGCCUCUGUACGCGACGCUCAACAUCCCGCACGAAGACAAGCUCGGCAUGGAGCGCGUCGCGGCGCACUGCGCCGGGUGGGCGUGGGACACCAAGGCGCUCGGCGAGCCGCCCGAGGACGUGAUGGGCGGCGCGAGCUGGACGCAGCGCGCCGGCCUUCCGCAGCCGGGAUCGCUGCACUCGGUCCUGAUCAUCCGCGCGGGAUUCUUGACGGAUGGCCCGUGCGUCGCGGACGAGGUAGCGAAGAAGGGUAAGGGGAAGAUGUAUCGGGUCAGCGAGCGGGAGACGAAGGGGAUCUCCAUUUCACGGAGCGAUGUCGCGCACUUCGUUGUCGAUGUCGUGACGAGGCGAUGGGACGAAUUUGGGAACAAGCGCGUGAACAUGACCUACUAGUCGUGCCUUGGAGUUCGAGUGAUGUGUCCAGUCUUCCAUACUUAGUGUCUGAUAUCAGUGGUGUAGUGGUCUAGCUCCCGCCGCACUAAUAAUUCUCCGCGAACGCAACCUUGCAUGACCAUCUUCCCGAGUUUCUUCCACUUGAGAUACGAAGUUUGAAGUCCCCGUUGACCGUUCCCGGCCCGGAUCGUGGUAAAAUCCUCAAGUGGCAGUGCAAAUCACACAGGCCCGCUUGCUGCCCUCACGUGGAAACACGACACCUCACUCCACUUCACGCACUGGUCCAGGUCAUACGCAUCAUGUCGGCUCUGUUUAACUUCCAGUCGCUCCUGCUCGUCAUACUGCUCAUAAUCUGCACCUGCACCUACGUCCGCGCGCUCUUCCCGAGCCUCAUCGACAGAAACAAGACCGGUUUCCUCGGGCUCUUCUUCAUGUCCGCGCGCAUUGGCGAACGACUCUCGCCGUACGUGUCACUCGCGUGUCUCAUCAUGGCGGCCACGAUGCUGUUCCAAUGACCGCCAUCCCCCCACCACCACCAAAAUCACAUCUUCCCUCGCCCCGAAUUACCACACGUCACCCCGAGCAGACGACGCGAGACGGACAGGACUGUACUACUGCUACCUACUACUUCCCUUCCAUAUGUUCCCUCGAAGCCCGGAGCGUGAACACAUAAUCCCCAUUACCUCGCAGCGAAGAACCGGAUGGUGCCAGGAAAGUUCGGGCGGAGGGAGGGUGCGUGCAGGAAGGAAAGGAGGCAGGAGUCAUCAAUCCCUCGUCGGAGCCGCAGCGUCAACACUCGGCGACGGCGGCGGACACGGACGGGAUCCCUUGGCGUCAGCGACAUCCUCGUCAUGUCUUGUCAUGUCAUGGGACUUCCUUCCCACACUCAUCUGCACGUACAUACAUACAUACAUAUUCGCUCAGCCCGCUCGUUCCAAUGACACCCAGAAAACGUCGACCCUGUGUACAUAAUGUCCCGGGAGGGCGGAAUCCCAGCACCAGCCGGAAUCCCGCUGUCCAACUCGGUCAUCAUCCGUGAUGCUUUUCGCUGCGCCGCCGGCCAUACGACGAGUACGGGAGCGGCUACGGCUGCGAGCUGCGAGCUGCCAGUGUUUAUCAGCGCGAUCCCGACCCGCCGCCGGCAAGUUUCAGUGACGGAAUCCAUCGAGAAACACAGCGUCAAAGAACCUCUCCGUCCGAUUCCAUAAUAUUGUAUAAUCAACCGAAAUCCCAUAAAACAAGGAGUGUGGCAAGUAGAUAGUGUAUUACAUGGGUAAAGAUAACAUCUAGACAACGAGGGUGAACAGAUUAUAUGUGCAGGGCCGUUACUGUAAUAGAUCAUGAAGGUAGUCGUGUCGGAUCCAAUUUCGUGCACCAGGACUGGAG
This is a messenger RNA of Mycena citricolor, 2780 nucleotides long. NCBI's taxonomy places the organism in Eukaryota, Fungi, Basidiomycota, Agaricomycetes, Agaricales, Mycenaceae. The record is from the annotation of a GenBank genome assembly.